UCCCAUCCUUUUACCGGCGAACUCAAAUCUCAUUCAUCGUCCAUAUCAUCUCUCUUACCAUUCCAUCCCUCCCGAACUCUCUUCCGUCUGUCUCCGUCUUAAUCUUCCAACCAAUUUUUCAUCUAUUUUGGGCCAGAUUUGGUCCCUCCCAGCCUCUCCCACCAUCCUGGGACACCAUUCUGCCUCUCAUCUGCAACCAUGACCGACACAAUCAGUGACGAUGUCCACCGGCGAUCCUCGCCUUUGCCUCCGGCUCCGAUGGAUGACUACGCCUUCCCUGAGCUUCGUCUGAAGCGCACAAUGGACGACCCCGAAAAGACCCCUCUUCUUCUGGUGGCCUGUGGCUCCUUCUCGCCCAUCACCUACUUGCACCUGCGCAUGUUCGAAAUGGCCGCCGAUUACGUCAAAUUCAGCACGGACUUUGAACUGGUCGGGGGUUACCUGUCCCCGGUGUCAGACGCCUAUCGUAAGGCCGGUCUGGCUAGCGCUGAGCAUCGUGUCGCUAUGUGCCAACUCGCCGUGGAUCAGACCUCCGACUGGCUGAUGGUUGAUACGUGGGAACCGAUGCAGAAGGAGUACCAGCCGACAGCCGUGGUGUUGGACCAUUUUGAUCAUGAGAUCAACACUGUACGACAGGGCAUCGAGGCCGGCAAUGGUACUCGCAAGCCCAUCCAGAUUGCUCUGCUGGCAGGCGCUGAUCUGGUGCAUACCAUGUCAACUCCUGGGGUAUGGAGCGAAAAGGAUCUCGACCACAUUCUUGGAAAAUACGGCACUUUCAUUGUGGAACGCACCGGAACCGACAUUGACGAAGCUCUCGCUGCCCUGCAAACAUGGAAGAAAAACAUCCAUGUCAUUCAACAACUUAUCCAAAAUGACGUCAGCAGCACCAAGAUCCGUCUAUUCCUGAGACGUGACAUGAGUGUACGAUACCUGAUUCCCGUCCCCGUGAUCCAUUACAUCGAACAACACAAUCUAUACAAGGACGAUAGCACGGCAUCAACCGACAAGGGCAAAGGCCGACAAGAACCCGGAUCUUCGGGGUGAAUCGCCAUUUGGUGAUUUCACUACGUCUUGAAACGAACCCUCCGAGUCGUCCCGCUUUCACCGCCACAGGAAGAUUCGAGCACAGGCAGAAGAGAGAGAGAGAUAACAUACGGGCAUCAUUUGUAACAGAGCCAGCCCUGGUCAUCUCAUGAACCCAUUGAGAUACCUAGUUCAAAAACCGCGCGGGAUAUCUCGGCCUGGUGCCAGAGUCAUCAUCAAUCCCCGUUGUAACGUUGAUCUCUUCUGUCUCUCCAUUCGUCAAUUUUUUUGCCCUGCUUUCUCAAGAUGUGCUUGAUAUACCACUUCCGUGACAUCCGCGCCCCUUGACUCCGACCGGGCACGGACUUCAAUAGUGAAACGGGACAUGAACCAACAGCUUUAACCCCUUCCUUGCUAACCACCUAUAAUGGUGGGUUUCGGUUUUCUAAAAAAGAACUCGGGUCAUGUUUCGAUGCUAUGUCCUUUGAUCAGAUCAGGCGUUCCGCUGUGUUACGAGUAAUGCGUUGAAGAUACCAUAGAUUAAUAUUCUGCCUCCGUCCUUCCGGCCUGCCUUUGUGUGCUGCUAUCAUGUCCCCGCGAUGAUGUUUAUACCCUGUUUAUUUUGUUUCUGGCUCAGUUGAGAAUUUCUGUACCGAUACGUUAGAUGGUCACCUACAAAGAUGAUGGUAGAAUUAGACUUGAAAUCGGACAAACAAAC
Messenger RNA from Aspergillus welwitschiae, 1741 nucleotides. RefSeq names its product nicotinamide/nicotinic acid mononucleotide adenylyltransferase. The record is from RefSeq and is a predicted model, not a curated record. Bases 199 to 1044 code for a protein of 281 amino acids. The transcript has 3 exons. Lineage: Eukaryota; Fungi; Ascomycota; Eurotiomycetes; Eurotiales; Aspergillaceae. Gene Ontology annotation, molecular function: nicotinamide-nucleotide adenylyltransferase activity; nicotinate-nucleotide adenylyltransferase activity. Gene Ontology annotation, biological process: NAD+ biosynthetic process.